AUAUUGGUGUGGAAUUAUUAUGUACAUUAUGGGAGAAACGGACAACUUAUAAAUCUUAUACCAGGACCACCAGGUUAUCCAAUUGCUGGAAAUUUAUUGCAGUUUCUCGGUUCACUAGAAAAACAAUGGAAGUUUCUGACUACUCAUACUAACCAGUACUAUCCCAUUUUAAAAAUUUGGGCAUUCUCUUUGCCCGUUGUCUCCAUACGUCAUCCAGAUGACCUCCAGACAAUACUAAGCAGCACGAAACACAUCGAAAAGGAACUGAUUUUUAAUGUUCUGCAACCUUUGUUCGGUACUGGUCUUGUCACUAGUGCAGGCGACAAGUGGCAUUCACGACGAAAAUUGUUAACUCCUACAUUUAAUUUUAACAUAUUGCAACAGUUUGUUAAGGUAUUCAUCGAGGAAGGCGAAAAAAUGACAAAGUCCUUGAAAAAAACAGAAGGCAUAGUUGUAAAAGAUUUAAUUCCGUUCCUUAAUGAACAUACAUUAAAUGCAAUAUGUGAAACUGCCAUGGGUAUUUCAGUACAAGAUCUUGGUGCAUUCCAGCAACGGUAUAAGAAAGCGUUUCUUCGCAUAAGUGAACUUGCUAGUUAUAGAUUAAUAAGACCAUGGUUACACUCCGAUUGGAUAUUCUCGUUAACGCCAGAAGGUAGAGAGCAAACCGAGGUUCUGAAGAUAUUACAUGAAGUUACCGAAAAACAAGUCAUACCUAGUCUAACCUGA
Wasmannia auropunctata (little fire ant) is the source of this 726-nucleotide messenger RNA. RefSeq names its product cytochrome P450 4C1-like. The transcript has 7 exons. The record is from RefSeq and is a predicted model, not a curated record. Gene Ontology annotation, molecular function: heme binding; monooxygenase activity; iron ion binding. The annotation marks the transcript as partial. Lineage: Eukaryota; Metazoa; Arthropoda; Insecta; Hymenoptera; Formicidae.